Messenger RNA from Arachis ipaensis, 2440 nucleotides. NCBI's taxonomy places the organism in Eukaryota, Viridiplantae, Streptophyta, Magnoliopsida, Fabales, Fabaceae. The record is from RefSeq and is a predicted model, not a curated record.
UCUUUUCAUUUAAGCUAAUCCAAAAGACUACAAGCUAUUUAUACAUAUGCUGCUGCACUAUUAUGCAGACCAAUUGUACCCAUCAAACAUGGUUUCGUCCGAUAAAAGUAUCGAAACUCCAAAUUUUUGUUGACUUCUUAAUAAAAUUCUCAAAUUAUUCCCGCCCUUUAUCUUCAAUCUCAAUUUCAGUUUGAGUACUUUUAUCAUACUACGAAACCCAUUAGGGUAUAACAUUAGUUUUUUUCUUUGACGAGUAUUUUGUCAGUGUUCGUAAAGUUAAUAGAUACAAAUGAUUUUUUUUUUAAAUUUUAAUAGUUGAUUUUAUAAUGGUCGAUUUUAGCAUAUAAUUAGCCAGACUGAUUUUUAAAUUAGAGAAAAAGGCAUCAAUAGGGGAGUGGAAUAAUUAAGGGGGCAAGGCUACGCACAAUUUGUCUUUGACGGUGUAAAGGCAAGGAAUAAAAAAAAAAGGCAUUAGAUUUGCUCUCACCCCUUUUUCUUCAUUCCCUCCUUCAUGACCCUUCUUUCCUUCUCUUUUUUGUUUUUUAAUUUUCUCAACCUUAGCUUCUAAGUCUGCUCUCCUCCUUCUCCAAUCUCUCCCUCAAAUAUUCUCUCUCCUUUCUUUGCAUUCUUUCCCUUCCCUUCUUCAAUGGCAAGUGCAAGUGCAAUCCACACCAAACACCAAAAACUAGCACCAGAAAAAAACCAAGAUGACCCCAACAACAAGUUCUGUUACCAUUUUCUCUACAAAGCAGCCUUAGUUGCAAUCUUCUUCGUUAUCCUUCCUAUGUUUCCUUCACAAGCUCCUGACUUCAUCAACCAAUCUCUGGUAACAAGAAACUGGGAACUCCUUCACAUACUGUUUGUUGGUAUUGCAAUCUCUUAUGGCCUCUUCAGCCGUAAAAAUGAUGAGAAGGUGGAGAAAGAGAACAAUGGAACCAAGUUCGAUAACGCGCAGACGCUUGUUUCGAGGUUCCUUCAGGUGUCUUCGUUCUUCGAGGACGAAGCUGAAAUAACCCCUUCUUCUUCUUCUUCUUCUGAUGAAAGCUCCACCACCGCCGCCACCACUACUAGCAGCAACAAAGUGCAAACUUGGAACAAUCAACACUACAGGAAGGAGCCUGUGGUGGUUGUGGCAAAUCAGCAACAACCAGCACAACAUCGCUCUAAUUUCGAAAACAAGGGUGGUGGCAGUGGCAGUGGCAGCUUAGCAAGUGGUGAAGGCUCGAGAAUUAUUGGUGAGAAGCCUCUGUUUCUGCCGGUUCGAAGCUUGAAGUCUCGAUUAUGUGAUGAUCCACAUGUUGAUGAUGCUGAUGAAAUUGCUAAACCUGUUAAUGGAACAACAACAAGCUCUGUGUGUCUUAAUAGAUCAAAUUCUAAUAACAACAAGACAAUAGGAUCCAAAAGAUUGUCACCCAGUAAUUCAAUGAAGACUAGAAAUGGUGAACUUGAAGGUCCCGGUAGUCCAAGAAUUGAGGAAAACAUGAAGGACAGUAAUGUUGUGCUUCCAUCUCCAAUUCCAUGGAGAUCAAGGUCAGGGAAAGGAAUUGAAAUCCCAACAGCUCAGUAUCCUUCUUCAAUGGAGGAAUCUGAGUUCAACAAGGUGGAAUCAAGAUCAGUGAUGAGGUCCCAAACUUAUUCACGCUCAUCAAGAACAAGUCCCAUUUCAUCUGCAGAGUCAGUUGCAAAGAACUCUGAGAAGGUGAUGAGGAAGGUGGUGUUCUGCAAGUCUUGUCCUCCUCCGCCGCCUCCACCGCCGCCCAUGUUCCAGAAAUCAGUCUCUAUGAAACCAUUCAGGUACGGUUCUUCAUUCAAUGGAAGUGGUCGUUCCUUUGAUAAGGAAUUGAAGAGGAGCUUCACAAGUGAAGGGAGAAGAACUUUUAUUGCUGAUAAUAAUAAUAAGAAUAAAAUCAAGAACAAAUUCAUGCGAGAGGCAAAAGCUCCAACAAUGGAAUUAGCAGAGGAAGAAGAAGAGGAGAAAGAAGAAAGCUUCCUAGACAAGGGGAUGAUGGAAAAUGAUCAUUAUGAUGACGAGGACGAUGAGGAUGAUGAGUCCUCAGAAUAUGAAGAUGAAGAUGUUGGUAGAGAAGCAAGGAUGAUGCAGAAAGAGAAAGUGGAAAAUCUAGCACCACAUGUUGAAGAAGCUUCAAAGACUGAAGAAGAGGAAGAAGAAGAAAGUGCAGCACCUUCUUGUGACGUAGAUAAGAAAGCUGAUGAGUUCAUAGCCAAGUUUAGGGAGCAAAUAAGGCUUCAGAGAAUCGAGUCCAUCAAGAGGAGUACAAGGACUACUAGGAAAUCUUCAAGGUAAAGUUAAAAAAAUAUCUUGAAGAUCCUUAUUAUAUAAUGAGUUAUCAGAUAUCAGAUGUUAGUAAAAAGAGUGGAUGUUUUGUUUCCACAGUUUUAUUAAGCUUGUAAUUUAAUUUGGAUCUGGAUUCUUCUCCUA